Habropoda laboriosa is the source of this 784-nucleotide messenger RNA. Its product is annotated as UPF0047 protein YjbQ. Lineage: Eukaryota; Metazoa; Arthropoda; Insecta; Hymenoptera; Apidae. The record is from RefSeq and is a predicted model, not a curated record. The transcript has 4 exons. Bases 128 to 673 code for a protein of 181 amino acids.
UCACUGUUAAAAUUCUACUAAGGAAACGUUCUAUUAGAAGAUUUAAAUCUUUUAGUGAUACGAUGACUUAUUUUCAAAUAAUUUUAUCAACUUGUUCUUACAUUAUUAGUAUGCGUACCUGAUACUUAUGAUAUUCCGUGUAGGUGAAGUGUAUCAUAUCAUGACCUCGUCAAAUAGAGGGAUUCAAAUCGGCUCUGCUUGGUUUCAAACAAAAAUUAACCUAAGACCACAGCGUCGAGGUAUUCAUCACGUUACCGAGGAAAUCCUAAAAGGAAUUCCCGAACUCUGUGAAUUUUCUGUUGGACUUUGUCAUAUACAAAUUCUUCACACAUCGGCAAGUUUAGCAUUAAAUGAAAAUUGGGAUCCAGAUGUUAGAGAUGAUGUAGAAAUGAUGCUUAAUAAAUUAAUUCCUGAAGGUUUGGACUACAGACACAAUUGUGAAGGACCAGAUGAUAUGCCAGCACAUAUAAAGGCAUGUUUUCUGGGCUCUUCAUUGAGUAUUCCUAUUACUGAUGGCAAGUUGACUUUGGGUACAUGGCAAGGAAUUUGGUUGUGCGAACACCGUAAUGAUGCUGGAUGUCGUAAAGUAGCUAUUACAUUGACCGGUUGUCUCAGGGAUUCUGCACGUAGUCCUCUGAGCCCUGUUAGUCCUAUUGCUUCUACUAGCAGCUAGGACCACUCUCACCCCCAAAGGCGUAGCAAACGUCAGCUGCGCAUAUCUACAUCCAGUGAUUCAAGCUAGCAGCUGCUUAACUUUAGUCAAAUUCUAAGAGUAUAAUUUAGA